AGCGGCUCAGUACAAUGGUGUCCGGUAUAUGCAACGUUUUGACGCGUUGCGUAAUCAUUUAAAAGUGUAAGCGAGACGGAACAAAAUCGCGGCGCGAACGAUUUCGGUCGUGUCUCACGUUUACGUCGACGCGACCACACUGCCUGUCGUGGACCAAGAGAUAUGCAGAAGAGUGGAGUCGAGCGUUGUUAACGUCCCGGAGAAUGCCACUGGGUUUCCCACUGGCAAAUCGGUAACGAACGAUCAACAGCAGCAACCCGUCCCAGGGAAAAUGUCGUUGAUAAAGACCAACACCGGCUCGCCGGGGACCACCAGCGUUCCCAUGCUGAGCCAAUUGAAAUAUGAGCAUUUUCUCGCCGGUAUAUCCGGCGGCGUGGUUUCGACGCUGUUGCUGCAUCCGCUGGACCUGAUCAAGACCAGAUUUGCGGUUAAUGAUGGCAGUCCGAAGUCUGGUCCACAAUAUAAAAGUCUUAGAGGUGCAAUACAACAGAUUAUCAAGACUGAAGGUGUGCGAGGACUUUACAAAGGUGUAACACCAAAUGUAUUAGGAUCUGGCGGUGCGUGGGGUUGCUACUUCUUUUUCUACAAUACCUUUAAAGGCUGGAUUCAAGGAGGAAAUAGUCGAAUACCAUUGGGACCCUCCUGGCAUAUGUUUGCUGCAGCAGAUGCUGGGAUUCUUACUUUACUUAUUACCAAUCCACUUUGGGUAGUGAAGACACGUUUGUGUUUACAGUAUAAGGAUGAUGCAAAUCUUCCAGAAAAGUACCGAUACAAGGGCACGAUAGAUGCGAUUCAAAAAAUUUAUAGAACAGAAGGAAUCCAAGGCUUGUAUCGGGGUUUCGUUCCUGGAAUGGUUGGUGUUUCACACGGUGCCAUUCAGUUUAUGGUCUAUGAAGAGCUGAAAAAUCAAUACAACAGUCGCCUAAAUUUGCCAAUAGACACUAAAUUGUGCACAAUGAGAUACAUCGUCUUCGCGGCAAUCUCCAAAUUAAUUGCCGCUGCUUCUACUUAUCCUUACCAAGUUGUAAGAGCGCGACUUCAAGAUCAUCAUCACAACUACUCUGGCAGCAUAGGAUGCAUACGAUCGAUAUGGAGAUAUGAAGGGUGGCGUGGCUAUUACAAGGGUUUGAGCGCGAACCUGACCAGGGUGACUCCGGCAACUGUGAUCACGUUUUUGGUAUACGAAAACGUAUCACAUUACCUUCUGCAACUCACAAAAAGACGGAACGUCGUGGAAGACAGGACUCCUCUGCCCAUUCUUGUUAAAAGAAUCGAAACUUGAAGUUUGUUCGUUGGGAAUUCGAACUGAGAUGUCCGGUAUUUAAUUUAGACCUAAUUCGGCGCCACCAUAAACAAAAAUUGAAGGCACAAUACAUUUUGACCAGUCGACAGAAUAUUGUGAUUCGCGAAAUAAAUAUGUUUGUCUCUGUCAAAUGAAAAUUACAGUUAAAUUGCUGUAACGUUAAUCUACGUGCAUUUAAAUUUUUAGCGAGUGACCGUAUUCGUUACAUUAUUCCUUAAAGCAUUUGUUUGCAAAUAGGGAUGGGUGAAAUUUAUUUCAGAAAGUAUUCGAAUUACUACUUUUGUAUUCGUUUGUUGUUAAAAGUUUAAAAGAAUUUGCAUGAUGUAUUUGCUACAUAUUGUGUGUAAGCAAAGAGUAUACAAAACAGUUUUCAAAACAAUUUUAAAUGUCAUUAUUUAGAAACGAUUUAUACAUAUAAUUAUUUAUGAAAAAUAUUACUAUUUAUUUAUUAAUG
Molecule: messenger RNA, 1757 nt
Organism: Hylaeus anthracinus
Lineage: Eukaryota; Metazoa; Arthropoda; Insecta; Hymenoptera; Colletidae
Product: mitochondrial folate transporter/carrier
Exons: 6
Coding region: 272-1282 (336 amino acids)
Biological process (GO): nucleotide transport; folate import into mitochondrion
Cellular component (GO): mitochondrion
Molecular function (GO): folic acid transmembrane transporter activity; FAD transmembrane transporter activity
Source: RefSeq, a predicted model, not a curated record